ACUCAAGGCCUUCGAGGAGAGCGGCGCGUACAAGGCAGUCUGGGGCGGAGCCUCGGGUCAGGACGGCGUCGUGUCCAAUCAGCCGCCGUCGUCACGAGUGGUCGAUGAGAGGGAGAAAAUGAUCAUGAGCGGAGGAUUCAUAGGGAGGGUGACUGAUGACGCCCGUGAGGACGAGAUGGAGGAGAACCUGGCACAUGUCAGCAGCAUUGUGGGAAAUCUGAAGAGCAUGGCUCUGGACAUGGGCAGCGAGAUCAAACUGCAGAACGACCAGAUCGAUCGCAUUCAGGGAAAA
Paralichthys olivaceus (Japanese flounder) is the source of this 292-nucleotide messenger RNA. Lineage: Eukaryota; Metazoa; Chordata; Actinopteri; Pleuronectiformes; Paralichthyidae. The record is from RefSeq and is a predicted model, not a curated record.